AUGGCAACUCUGCAUUACCUCCCGCCCGUCAAACCCUCUGCAAUUGCCCUCGGCAUUGUCUUCAACCAAGCUGCCUCCGCCGCCGUGUUGGCCCCUCUAUUCGGUGACACCUACCAUCGCGCCCGGGCUGCCGACAGCAAGGAAGAAUUCUUCAAGUCCAAGGAGACUGCGACCGCCGCAGCCAGCUGGGGUUCGUCCAUCGUUGGAUCCGCCAUUCAAACAUAUGGUGUCGCUGCCCUCAUCAAUGCCACUGGCACAUUGUCGUACAAAGGAGCUGCGUAUCUUGGUGGUCUGAUCUUCAUGGCCUCCUAUAGCCCCUCGCUCGUCUCCCAAGUCGUCACCGAGAACCGGCCUCUGGACACCGUCGCUGUAGGCGUUUUGACCCGCCUGUUCGAGACUGUCGGCCUGAGCAUGUUCCUCACGUACUGGGGAACCCGAACUAACCCAUUUGAAUAA
Messenger RNA from Cladophialophora psammophila CBS 110553, 456 nucleotides. RefSeq lists its product as uncharacterized. The record is from RefSeq and is a predicted model, not a curated record. The transcript has 3 exons. NCBI's taxonomy places the organism in Eukaryota, Fungi, Ascomycota, Eurotiomycetes, Chaetothyriales, Herpotrichiellaceae. Bases 1 to 456 code for a protein of 151 amino acids.